UGCCGGGCUCAGUCCCCUCCCAGGAUGGCCGGCUGCCGGAAAGCCAUAUCCUUGCGGAUAUUUUGGCUUCCUGGCACUUUGAGUGGAUACGCGUGAUGGUGGACUCCGAGAGAAAGGGUUUCAUGAAUAAGCUGUAUGCCAUUCAGGAUGUGUGUAUCAGUGUGCAGAAUGCUCUGGAUGAAGUGGCCUCCUAUGGUGAGAGGAUAAAGAAUACUUUGAACUGGACUGUGCCUUUCCUCAGCUGGCUGGCCAUAGUGGCCUUGUGUGCGGCCACUCUUGUGGUGUACUUCAUUCCUCUCAGAUACAUUGUACUGGCCUGGGGAGUGAACAAGUUCACCAAAAAACUGCGAGACCCAUACAGCAUUGACAACAAUGAGCUGUUGGACUUCCUGUCCCGAGUGCCCUCAGACGUUCAAGUGGUGCAGUACCGAGAGCUGAAAGUGGAGCCCACUCUCAGCCCAAACAAAAGAAAGAAAAACAACCCAGGAUAGCUCCUCUUCUCGCACGGAUGCUCUCCCAACGCCAAGGAGAAGGAGAGGACUGACCGGCAACCAGCCUCUUUCUGUCUAUCUUCCUCACUCUUUUUCUCUCUGCUUUAGCUGCGGCGUGGAGAGUUAAAGAGCGCAGUUAGAGUGAAAACAGGACCAUUGUUAAUUACCAUCCGUCCUUUUUUGGGUUUAUUUUUGUGGUGGGGAGAGCGCCAAAAGCUCUUGACCCCUUUUAGAGUCAAACAGUCUGGGUUAUUUGUCAGCGCUUGCCACUAGCCAGACAGCUCUAAAAGCCAAGGUGUCCUUCCAUGGCAGCAAAGGGAGCUGCACUAACCACAAAUAGCAGGCUCAGCUGAUAAUACGCCCACCUGUGCCGACACACCUCGCCUCUACAGAAGGGAAAACGAUGGUGGUUAAGUUGCAGUUUCCCCCUAUAAUUUGCGCGGCACAGUAACUGCCAUAUCUAAAGCUAUCCGCAGCUGUCGAGCACCAGUUAUCGGAGUCGACAGCUGAGCCCGUUACGGUCCGAUUUAUGGCUGUAACUAAAGUGCUCGUGGAAAUGACUCAAAAAAACCCAGUGCCAGUGAGGUUUGCGAUAUCUUAACGUCAUUUUGAUGUUCUUUUAACGGUAUGAAUGAUGCAUGCUGGGAUUGUUUAUUGUAAACAUUCUUCAACCACUAGUAGCCAUGGCACCAUUGUCCUCAUAGUGGGGAUUAGUGUUUACGUACCCUUGCAUCAUUCCCUUUUCAUCCUUUGCUCCCAAAGCACCACCCAGUGCCACUCCACUAAUAAAGACCUAAGUUUUGAUCGUGUGGUGAGAGAGGCACAUCUCAUUUGAAAGCAACUUCCUCUGUCAUGUUCCCAUGUGCCCCAACUCUGCCACCGCAUAUGCGGUCAUCAGCCGUCCGUCUGCCCUACGUUGGGCGCCAGCUCAAACUUUGAUCUCUAAAGGCCAAGCGCUGAUUUACACAGGAAAAAAACGGCCGAAAUCUUUCCAAAAAUCCCAAACUUGAAGGGCGAAUGUCUGUGUUUUCAUUGCUGUGGAUUGGCUGCUUGACAAGAAGACGAUAGCGUGUGACAGGCUGCUUUAGGGCCUCGGGGGGGGGGUACUGGAGGGCAGAGGUUUACUGACGGCGCCGUGGAGAAAAGGAGGACGCGAGCUGCUUUUGCAGCACUCCUCCUGUUAUUCUGCUUUCUCUCCCUCUGUCAUUUCCUCUCCUUCAUCCAUUCGCUUGUGAGGGAGGUCACGGAUGGGUCCGCGGGGUGCUCGAGGGACCUCGGCGUAGCGAGUGAUGAAAGAUCACAGUGCAGGCUACAUCAGAAAAGACGGUAGCCCUGUCCCUCCGCCUGCCUCCUGACUUCUCAUUUGCCAUAUCGCAUCUAUCAUAUGAAAAGAGCAUUGAUUUGUCUGAGGGAAUUCCAUUACAAAGACAACACAAUCCCCACUGAGCAGGACACGGACGGUACUUCAGUGACUAAAAAACCAACACACAGAUUUGAACAGCAGAAAGGAUAGUUUUUUAAGCCUGAAUGUGUUUCUAUGUACUGUAUGUGUUGAUUUAAGUUGUUCAGUAGGUUUAUUGUGAAUGGUUUUUGCAUCCCAAAAGUUUUGUUUCGUAAAAGUGCACAUGCUAUGUU
This is a messenger RNA of Sinocyclocheilus grahami, 2126 nucleotides long. RefSeq names its product multiple C2 and transmembrane domain-containing protein 1-like. Bases 96 to 491 code for a protein of 131 amino acids. Gene Ontology annotation, biological process: regulation of neurotransmitter secretion. Lineage: Eukaryota; Metazoa; Chordata; Actinopteri; Cypriniformes; Cyprinidae. The record is from RefSeq and is a predicted model, not a curated record. Gene Ontology annotation, molecular function: calcium ion binding. Gene Ontology annotation, cellular component: synaptic vesicle membrane. The transcript is spliced from 5 exons.